CUGUAAACUUCAACGAAGAUUUGAGCUUCUGUUUUCAGAAUGGUCACUAUGUCUCUUGAUGCCUCCCUUUAAUUCUUGGCCUUCCACUCUUGGACAUUUCUCACAGAACAGUUGAACUCUGGAACUCUUGCGUGAUAAACGCCUUGCGCUCCAGAGCUCUUUUCCUUUCAUCGAUCAGUUCGUCAGCCCCCUCUACUCUUGGUGCAACCACCGGAAAGCGUAGAGCUGCUGUAGAAGCCGGUAGGAAUAUGGAUCAACUACCGGAAUAAUUUAGGGUUAAAGUUCAUAGUUAUUUGUUAGUUUCCGGUGGUUGAUCUUUUCCGGUGGUAAACCCAAGAGUAGUCUCAUGGAUUCAAGUUUGCUCAGAAACCAAGCAAGCAUACAACCGCUCCACUUUAGCCGAGCUCCCUCAAGCAAGGCAUUCAACUUACUUGUUGUGUUGCAGGCUUGGUUCGCUUCAGCCAUUCCUCCUCCAAUACUAUAAGAUAGAUUCCAACGCACAAUGGCAGCACCGGGCCGCGGCGUGACCAACAUGGGUCUCGCCUUUGCGGCGCAACAAGCGAAACUCGCGAAAUUGACGGCGGAUAUGGACCAUGAUUUGGAAGAUCUGGGAGGCGAAUUGGAAAAGUUCAAUGACAGUUUCCAAGCCACCACGGGCGUGUUGAGUCCGCAUUUGGCGCCCGAUGCCGAUCAGACGGAACUGAAAGAGACGGAAAAAGUAUUGGAAAAGUACUACCACGAAGCGGAAAAGAAGGAAAUUCGCAAGGAAAUCGAACAGCAACGACAGAUGGAAAAGGAGAUUGAAUUGCAGGCCAGAGUGCAACAAGUAGCCGUGACGGAGGACGAAGAAGAAUACUAUAGCGAUGAGGAGGAAUACAGCGACGAGGAGGAGUACAGCGAUGAAGAGGAUUACAGCGAUGAGGCAUCGAUUGAUUCGGACGAUGACUACUCGGAAUCGUCGGAAGAGGAUGACGAAGGUUCCUAUUCGUCCGACGACGAAGAAGGGUCGUCUUCUUCUGUGGAAUCUGACUAUGACGACGACGAAGGGAGCUAUUCCGACGAAUCGUCCGAAGGCGAUUCCGACAGCAGCGGCAGUUUCUCGAGUAGUGAAGAAUCCGCCGAGCCUCCGCCACCUGCACAACCAUCGCCUCCUCCACUAUCGCCCAAGAAAAAGGGCAAGAGCAAGGAAAAGGAAGUCGAGCCUCCACCAUCCCCUCCCAAGCUAUCCAAGUCCAAAUCCAAAGAGGUCAAACACAAAGAUGUCGUCAAGGAGAAGGACAAGCCAAAAGACAAAUCCAAAGACGACAAAAAGCACAAAGAAAAGGACAAAGAGAAGGACAAAGGGAAGGACAAAUCAAAAGACGACAAAUCAAAAGACGACAAACCACCAAAAGAAAAAAAAGACAAAAAGAAAAAGAAAGACAAGAGCGAAAAGUCUUCUUCUUCUGACAAGGACAAGAAGAAAAAGAAAAAGAAGAAACGAGACAAAGACAAGGAUGGAGACAAGAAGAAAAAGAAAAAAUCAAAGUCCAAGGAUGACAGUGAUGAUGGUGAAAAGAAGAAGAAAAAGAAGACGAAAUCCAAAUCAAAGGACGAUGGAGAGAAGAAAAAGAAAUCCAAAACAAAAAAGUCCAAGGACGAUGGCGAAAAGAAAAAGAAAAAGUCCAAGUCAAAGAGUGGUGACAAGGGCAAGAAAAAGCACGAUGAAGAUGGCAAGGAACGAAAGAAAAAGCCAAAGGACUUGAAGAAAAAAGACAAGGAGGGUGCCACAGCAAAGACAAAGACAAAAUCAAAGGAUCUGGCACACAAAAAGCCAAAGCAAACCGUCAAGGUCAAGGUAUCAAAGAAGACAGCCGACAACAAGAAAAAGGGCGACUCUGGCGGAGGCGCUGGAGGAGAAGGAGAAAAACGUACUCUAUUUGGGUUCCUACGACGAAAAAAAUAAAGAGUUGGAACAGAUCGAAUCGACGCAUGAUCCAUAUCAAUCGUGAUGGCAUCAUAACUGACGUCCAUCGUCAAUCGAUACUGCAAGAAUUGCUGCCUCGUCAAGCCAAUGAGAUGAAGGAUUCGGGAGCUUAAGUGUCCUCGAGUCAGGCAAACUGUUGGUUUUGACAAGCACCCUGCCUUGAACGCCCAAGGUACUACGGUAGCUAGUAGUACAAGCUAAGAAACUACGUGUACGAAGAGGCGAUUGAUUUGUUUCUCGUUCCUCCUACUGAAAGCGCGUCCCUAGCUAAGAUAUCCCUACUAGCUACGAUAGGCUAGCUAGAUAAACGAAACUCCAAAUCCCAGCAAGUAAGUGGAAGUAAGUUAGGAUCCUGUAGCAACGUUGCCUGGAUAUACAUACUGUACUGAACUGUACUGAACUGCUAGCUACCGUAGCUAGUUGUGAACCGACUUGGACAAGUUUCGCUCCGAGUUUCGCCGAUGUGACUUGGAGGACAGACGCGGGUCCGAGUUGCUUUUCUUCAUCGUCCGUUGCCUGUCUUUGCGCCAACUCUUCCAGUCAAAAAUGUCCGUCUUGGCGAAUAGGUCGCUGUUGUCCCAUGAUUGCGCACGUCGGAAUCCCUUUUUAUUUUGGGACGGAAUCGGUGGUGGCUUUUUCUUGCUGUUAAGUCCUCGCUCCGAUUGUGUUCGUUUGAUACUCUCUCUUCGCUUGUUGUUGCUGUUGCUGCUCGUCGACUGAUCAUCACUGUCGUCGUUCCACUUUUCCGAAUGUGAUUUAGUCAACCGAUUCGUAAACCCACUUCGACGCUUGUCGCGUUGCCACUUUUUCCAAGACGCAGUAUUAUUACUCUUGUCCUUGUUGUUCACUGGCGAUUUGGAAUGGGACCGUCGCGGUGAUAAACUACUAGUAGACGACUUUCGCUGACUACUCCUUUUAUUGGUGGAGGACCGAGAAUGAUCCGAGGCCGUUUGUAGAUCCUCGUUUUCAAACGCAAAUUCCCCUUCCUCGUCGUAGUCGUCACCGAUGGAUGUCAAGCUUCUCAUGGAUUCCUCCAUUUCCUCCCACUCAUCGAGCUUGGCCAGUACAGAGCCCUCGUCGAAAUUGGCC
Seminavis robusta is the source of this 3055-nucleotide messenger RNA. NCBI's taxonomy places the organism in Eukaryota, Bacillariophyta, Bacillariophyceae, Naviculales, Naviculaceae. The record is from the annotation of a GenBank genome assembly.